CUAAAUUGUUUCACGUCACCGACGGUACAGAGUCAUUGAUGGGUCUCAGGGCCGCUGUCACCCUGCUGUGCCUUCUCGCAUGUACCGGGAACUGUAUUCACCGAUGCAAGGACACAUGCUUGAGAGAGAUCAUCUACAUUUUGAACCAGGUCACAAAAGAAGGGACGCCAUGCACAGAGAUGUUUGUACCAGACGUCCUGACAGCAACGAAGAAUACCACGGAGAACGAGCUCAUCUGCAGGGCUUCCAGGGUGCUUCGCAGAUUUUAUCCCCCACAUGAGAUAUCUCUGUGCUUGAAGAACAGCUCUAGUGUUUUCAACGAACUGAAGAAACUCUUUAAGGCCAUCAGUGGCCUGAGUCCACUGAAAAGCUGCACCGUGAAUGAGUCCAAGCACACAACACUGAAAGACUUCCUGGAAAGACUAAAAAGCAUCAUGCGAGAGAAAUACAUGCAGUCCUGAACCUCCAUGCCUUAACUUAUGAGUUUUAAUUUUUAAUAUUUAUAUAUAUUUAUAACUCAUAAAAUAAAAUAUUUGUAUAAUGUAACAGAAAUGAUAACUACUGACACUUCAUUUGGCAAUGAGGUCAUAGUUUAUACUGUCAGA
Apodemus sylvaticus (European woodmouse) is the source of this 605-nucleotide messenger RNA. It is a transcript of the gene Il4, whose product is annotated as interleukin 4. The record is from RefSeq and is a predicted model, not a curated record. Gene Ontology annotation, molecular function: cytokine activity; interleukin-4 receptor binding; growth factor activity. The coding region runs from base 39 to 461 and encodes 140 amino acids. Gene Ontology annotation, biological process: negative regulation of epithelial cell migration; negative regulation of acute inflammatory response; activation of Janus kinase activity. Gene Ontology annotation, cellular component: extracellular region. NCBI's taxonomy places the organism in Eukaryota, Metazoa, Chordata, Mammalia, Rodentia, Muridae. The transcript has 4 exons.